UGCUGCUGAAAAGAAAAAAAAGAACAUGACACAAAGCUAAGCUGCUAUGCUACCAAUUUCCAUGUAGCUCAUAACCUCAUUAUAUGAUCUCCUUCAACAUGGUUUCCAACAUUUCAUCUGUCAAAGAAAAUCUCUCAAAGCCAACACCGUUUGGUUUCCAGUUAUGGGUUUUGCUUAUAUUUUUCAUUUUCUUGUUAUCCAUAUUACUAAUCAUUUUCUUCUUCCUCUUUCGAUGUAUCAUCCAUCGCCGCAGAAAAAAAUCCUACGAACCCCGUUUGUGUUUCCCUUCAAUAACCAUUUCUUCGAAGGAUCAUCAUCACAAUGCUUAUAGGAGCACUUCGUCACUUGACAGGAGGCUGCUUCCUCUUAACAUUUCUGAAAUAGAGAUGAAUGCAAGGAAGUUGACAGAUCAUGGACCUGUUUUGUCAGAUCAUUUGUUCAGACAGGGCAGUAGAACAACGCACAGUAGUAUGAUAAAUGAUGUUGGAUCGAUGGGUAAGUACUCACCGGUCGUAAGGGAAGUAUGGAGGGGAAGCAGGUUUAGUCUGAAAGAGAUUGAGGUAGCAACAAAUGGCUUUGCUAAAGAAAAUUUGAUUGGAAAUGGAGAUUAUGGUAGAGUUUAUCACGGUAUUUUGUUUGAUACUACUCGUGUGGCAGUGAAGAGGAUAUUGAAUAACAGUUGCGAUGCUGAGGAGUUUAUGGCAGAAGUGAAGGGAAUAGGACACGUUAGACACAAAAAUCUGGUAAAGAUGCUUGGAUACUGUAUAGAAGGAACUUACAGGAUGCUUGUGUACGAAUACGUAGACAAUAAUAAUCUGCAUAAUUGGAUUCAUGAAUGUUCCUCACAAGUCAGUCCUCUAACAUGGGGCAUCCGAAUGAAGAUUAUUCAAGGAAUAGCAAAAGGGUUGGCCUAUCUUCAUGAAGAUGUUGAACCAAAGAUUCUCCACAGAAGCUUAAAAUCAAGCAACAUUUUGUUUGAUCGCCAAUGGAAUCCUAAGAUUUCUGAUUUUGGCCUUGCUAAACUCUUUGGUCCAGACUGGGGCCUCAUGAUAAUGGAAACAUUAGGAUACAUAGCACCAGAACAGGCAACUCCUGGUGCUUUCACCGAGAAAACAGAUGUCUUUAGCUUUGGAAUACUGAUCAUGGAGAUAAUAUCUGGAAGAAACCCAGUGGAUCAUAAUCAACCGCAGCCAUAUCUGGUUGACUGGAUGAAGUCAAUGGUUGCUAGUCAAAACAUUGCUUAUGUAGUGGAUCCAAAUAUGCCUGAAAUGCCUUCUUCAAAGGAACUCAAGCGCAUUCUUUUGAUCGCUCUUCGUUGUGUCGAUCCUGACAUGCAAAAUAGGCCUAAAAUGGGAGAAAUCAUUCACAUGCUUGAACCACGCGACUUACUGCUUGGUGAUGAUUGCCAGGUAAAGAGAGAGGAUUCUUGUUGUUCUAGCCCAGAAGAUAGUCAUAAUGCUGCAAGUUUAUGUGAGAGCCCCUUAGAUACACCAUCAGUAGAAAGCAGUACCAAUUGCUACCAGAAAUAUUACUUUUGAAAAUGGUAUUCCUUGCUUUCUUCAUCCACUUGCACCACAAGAUUUUCCUUUUUUUUUAUUUAGGCAUUUUAAUCUUACAGAGAAAACUGCCUCUAUUAUAUUAGUUUCUGCUCAUUCAUUAGAAUUUAGGUUGGUUAGCAUGUUAUUUCCAUUCGUUUGUACAUAUCCAAAUUGUUGAGGACUAAUUCAAAUUUUCAGACUUA
Messenger RNA from Ziziphus jujuba (common jujube), 1741 nucleotides. RefSeq names its product probable serine/threonine-protein kinase At1g01540. Gene Ontology annotation, biological process: protein phosphorylation. NCBI's taxonomy places the organism in Eukaryota, Viridiplantae, Streptophyta, Magnoliopsida, Rosales, Rhamnaceae. Bases 84 to 1538 code for a protein of 484 amino acids. The transcript is spliced from 7 exons. The record is from RefSeq and is a predicted model, not a curated record. Gene Ontology annotation, molecular function: ATP binding; protein kinase activity.